Molecule: messenger RNA, 608 nt
Organism: Vicia villosa (hairy vetch)
Lineage: Eukaryota; Viridiplantae; Streptophyta; Magnoliopsida; Fabales; Fabaceae
Exons: 4
Coding region: 104-463 (119 amino acids)
Molecular function (GO): zinc ion binding; nucleic acid binding
Source: RefSeq, a predicted model, not a curated record
UCUUAGGAAAAAACCCCUAAAUCUAAAAGAAAGAAAAACCCUAAUCAGUGGCUGCAGAAAAGUAGAAGAAACCAGACCUCAGAAAAACGCAAAAACUCAAAAAAUGGGAGGCAAAUGUCCGCACAGAAAGGUGAAGAAGAGAAGAUUAUCUCACAAAACCGAUCGCCGUGCCAGAUUCCUCAUCAAAGGUGAUGACAUGGUUUAUGAUGAAUUGAAGAAGCCUGAGGGAGAGAGAAAAGCUUUGCCUGUUGAUGAAGAUUUGCCUGGAAUGGGCCAGCACUAUUGUCUUCACUGCGAUCGAUUCUUUGCCAAUGUAUCUGUGAGGGAUGAUCAUUUUAAGACCAAAAAACACAGGAGACGUGUGAAACAAAUGAUGGGUGAUGCACCACACACUCAACUUGAUGCUGAGUUAGCUGCAGGGAUGGGAAUGCCAGAUAAUGGACCAAAGUUAAUGUCUAUGUAACUUUCUUCUUUUGUGGUGGUUGGGAGAUUAUAGUAGAACCUGGUGUUAGAUUAUGCUUGUUAGUACAAUACUACAAUAUUAAGAUAUAAGUGAAAUUUUGUUAUUGAUUCUCUCAUUUCAAUUUCAAUCUAAUUUUUCUUUUUAA